AUGUCUAACCCUCUCUAUUACAUUGAUAUUGAAUUUUCUAGACUCAUUAAAGAGGAGGAUUAAAAUGAUUGCUUUACUUUAAAAAGAAUAGGAAGAGAUUACACCUUUGAAUUACAUUCAAGUGAUGCUACAAAUAAAAAAUAUAUUAUUGAUUAAUGGACAGAGGCUCUUAGUAGUAUUACAAUUCGAGAAUUAGGCUGCUAAUUUAAUGUUAUCAAAUAAAUUGGAAAGGGCUCUUAUUCUAAUGUAUACAAAGUAGAGAAAGCAGAUGAAAAAAAAUAAAUUUAUGCUCUCAAAGUUCUACGCAAGUAUUAAUUCAAAGAUUAGAGUAUGAGAGAAUAAUUAUUGAAAGAAAUAAGAAUUCAAAGAAAUCUAAAUUGUGGAAACAUUAUAAAAAUACAUCAAGUUCAAGAAGAUGACAAGUAUGUGUAUCUAGUUCUAGAUUAUAUAGAAGGAGGUACACUUCGAGAUUUCCUACAAAAAGGCACAUAAUUUAAUGAAUAGCAAAUCAGACAAAUUACACUUCAAAUAUUAUUGUCGGUUGAUUAUCUUCAUCACAAAAAAAUUAUACAUCGUGAUCUAAAGCCUGAAAACAUACUCUUAAGUUUUUAAGAAGAUUAAUAGAGACCAGAUGCAUUUCUAGCAGAUUUCGGAUUCGCUGUAACUCUUGAUGAUGAAAGCAGUAUUCAAAAUAUAUACGGUACACCAGGCUAUGUUUCUCCAGAAGUUCUUCGAGGAGAGCCAUACACCCAUAAAUCAGAUAUUUUUAGUCUCGGUGCCAUUCUAUUUAAUAUGGUUGCCGGAAGAAACUUAUUUAGUGCAAAGAAUGCUUAAGAAGCCCUUCUAAAAAAUAUUAAAUGCAACAUCGCUCCUCAUAUCUAGGACCUUAAUUGCACUACUAGACUAAAGAAUUUAUUAGAAAAGUUGCUGAGUAAGGAUCCUAACAAGAGAGUUUAUGCUAGUUAAGCAUUAAAUCACGACUGGUUUUCUAAGGAUUUAAAAGUCAUUAGAUACUCUUUGUUUAUCAAUGAAAAUGAAGCAAUAGAUGAAGAAUAAAAAUCAAUAUCUACUGUUAAAAAACAAAAUCCAUUAAUUAAACAUAAGAGCCGAAGUUUUAGAAAAGAGAAACAUAAUACUUCUAAGCUUUAAGAUCAAAAUUUCCUUCAUUUGACUCCAUAAUUAAAUUAAAACUAAUAAUUGAAAUAACUAAGAAAUAAUUCAUCAAGCCUUAGGGAUUUAACAAGUUCAAUCACAAAAUAAAAAUUAACGUAUAACCAAAUAAUGGAUCAUUAUUUGAGCACAUCUAAUAAUCUGAAUCAAUUUUAAUAAACACUUAAUUAAGUCGAUAAGAGUAAAAGUCACAUGAAAGUAUAUUAAAAUGAAUCCUCUUAGAUGAUCAUCAAUUAAAAAGCAUCAUUAUACGGUGAAAAUAAGAUAAUAUCAGAUGAACAGCAACUGAAAUCAAUUUGUGAUAAAAAUUUUCCUCUUGGUAAAGGUAAUUAAAAAAUUAAAUCCUAACUACUUUCUGAAAACAAAGUCCAGGCAGAUUAAAAUGUAUCCUUUUAAAUUAUCCAUCUUAAAGAUGACUUUAAAAUUGAGGAUCAAUAUAUGGAGAGUUAUUAUUCUAUGGAUUUUGAAGAGGGAUUAACACAAGGCACAUAGAAGAUUAUGGAGAUUCAAGAGGAACUUGGCAAGUUGUGCAUUAGAAUGCAUAAGUAUGAGAGCAAGCCAGAAGUUUAGAUGACAUUAAUUAAUGUUAAGUAAGAGAGCAGAAUAUUAAUUAACAAUCAAAAUUGA
This is a messenger RNA of Stylonychia lemnae, 1797 nucleotides long. NCBI's taxonomy places the organism in Eukaryota, Ciliophora, Spirotrichea, Sporadotrichida, Oxytrichidae. The record is from the annotation of a GenBank genome assembly.